Molecule: messenger RNA, 1173 nt
Organism: Pungitius pungitius (ninespine stickleback)
Lineage: Eukaryota; Metazoa; Chordata; Actinopteri; Perciformes; Gasterosteidae
Product: sterile alpha motif domain-containing protein 3-like
Exons: 7
Coding region: 157-1173 (338 amino acids)
Source: RefSeq, a predicted model, not a curated record
UUUCACCAUAGUCAUGCCAUCCCAUCAUCAGCCUUCCCAGCAGUUUUCAUCAUUCCUAAAUUUCCCAGAGAUGUUCAGACAAAAUUGGACCAAAAACCGCCAUGCAAUAUUGAGAGAUCCGAUCGGAACAAAAUCGUGAGAACAUUGUAUGAAACCAUGGCCCUGAUCAAAAUGUUCCCGACCAAUGAUGACUAUGUGAAAGUGUGCAAGGCCCUGAUUUUGAAGUACCCUUUCUUAAAGGACAAAGAAGGCAAUGGUUAUCAUACCUGGCACAUGUCUCUCAAACGUAAGUUCAAAUAUGAGCGAGUGCCACUGAUAGAUGAUGAGGAGGUGAGAAGAAUGAAACUGAAAUUUGGUCAUCACAAAAAGCCUUUGCAACACGAAGAAAACACAAGCAAACGAGCCAAGACAUCAAAGGAGGUGGAUAUUAUUGGGGAGGAUGAUACCUCAGUAGCGAGCCAUGUGAAAGUCCUGCAGGACCAGUACCGGAAGACACAGCCAGAUGCCCGAAUGGUGGAGGAACGGAUGAUGAGGACAUUCGCUUGGAGAAGGCGAGAGAUCGCCAAUGGGAUGACUGUCGAAGAAGCCAUUAACAAAUAUCCAUUCCUUAAGAGUCCAUGUGGGCUAUUUCAGGAAAUGGGCCGGCUUCAUGAUGAAAUGAAUAUCUGCCGAAGAUUCGAAGAUGGCUUUAGGGUCCUAGUACCCACAGUGCUUAGAUUGACUCAAAGCAAAUCUCCCCUUGCAGAUCUGGUUUUGGAGGAAAGAGAGGCUGCCCUCACCGAAGAUGUCCCUGGGAUUGAUUUCAGAGCUGCAAUCCUGCUGUUGCCGAUCCUGUUCAGGGAGAAAAAUGACAUUCUCGUCAUACUUGGGAAGGAUCAGCCACCAUCGCCAUAUCCUACUGUACAACUUGACGCUGUCGCUGACUGGAGGACUGUGCUCACUCGAAGGGUCCCUGCAGUGGUCAAACUGGAUGGACAGUCAGUCUGCAUGGCGCUUGGUUUGGAGGAAGGUGUUAUUGCUGCUUUUUGUGCUUACUUCAUCUACAACGUGGCAUAUCCAUCUCGCCUGAAGAACACCCUGAUAUUCAUUCAACGAUAUGUUCUAAAAAUGUCUGAGGUUGGUGACAAGCCUCUACCUGUUAGUGUGACCAGGGUCAUCAACAUUUUAGCUUGA